GGACCUGUGGUGGCGCUGAAGCUCCCUCUCUACGGUACGAAGAAGGACCAGUAACGUGUUAAUGAUGAAACGUGCUAACAGAAGUGCUAUGUGUUGCUUUGUCUUCUGCAGGGCGUUCAAGGGCAUCUCGUGAUGGAGUGUCACCACCGCGGACGUGCAGAAGUGCUCUCCGCUCCCGGUGGAGGUGAGAAGGGCCGGCGUGACGACACUGCGGGCUUCCUGGAACGCGAAGUGGGGCUGGACGUGGCUGCGUGCCUCAAAGCUGACGACGUGGACGCAGAGAGUCGCUGCCUCGGUCGGAGGAAACGUGCAGCUGGAGCAGGCGGUGCAGCAGGUAGCGCUCUUGCAGGAGCGGCUGCGACAGAGCUGUGCAAGGUGGUUUGUGGGGCGGCUACGCAGUGGCGACGGCUUGCUGCAGCCCCGCGUGGUAUGUGUGCACGCCUAGCUACGUUUUUGUCUAGUGCGUAGCCAUUUUAUGCGGGACGGC
Phytophthora sojae is the source of this 487-nucleotide messenger RNA. RefSeq lists its product as hypothetical. Bases 133 to 468 code for a protein of 111 amino acids. The record is from RefSeq and is a predicted model, not a curated record. The transcript has 2 exons. NCBI's taxonomy places the organism in Eukaryota, Oomycota, Peronosporomycetes, Peronosporales, Peronosporaceae.